Molecule: messenger RNA, 1731 nt
Organism: Selaginella moellendorffii
Lineage: Eukaryota; Viridiplantae; Streptophyta; Lycopodiopsida; Selaginellales; Selaginellaceae
Product: protein MICROTUBULE BINDING PROTEIN 2C
Exons: 5
Coding region: 128-1621 (497 amino acids)
Biological process (GO): plasmodesmata-mediated intercellular transport
Molecular function (GO): microtubule binding
Source: RefSeq, a predicted model, not a curated record
CCGGGCGGCAGACGCAAACAAGAAUCUCAUCUCCUCUUUCCCCCUUUUCUGCCGAUCGAUCUGCCAUUUCCUGUGAUUUCUCGUUUAUGGUGAGGACCAGGCCUCGUCGUCGCACGAUCCCUGUUGCAUGGCAACAGCGGCAUCGGCAGUAGCAGCAGUGAAGGUCAAGAGGGCAAAUCUUCCGCGAAUUCGCCAGGAGCGAGAGAUUCUCACGCCGCCGGCGUUGGAUUCCUCCCCCAGGAGCUCGGCACUGUUUCAUAGCAGCCCCAAGAAGAAUGCUCGAGCUUUUAGGGCAACAGGGCGUGGAGGAGCGCGUCGCCCGGCGGCCGAGGUCGUGAGGCCGCGCAUUGGCCAGGAUUUGCUACCCCAGGAUUUCUCCGCCUGGAGCAGCACGCCGGAUGGAUCUAUGCUGCUGCCGUCCUUUGGCGCUCCCGGCUCGCGUCGAUCCAGCAAUGUAGGUAGUGGCGCUGCUCCGCGAGCAUCAAUUUCUGGGAGGAGGUGCGAGGGAUCUCUUGGCGAGGAGGAGAUUUUAGGCAAGAGCCGCAGGGAUUUUGGCGUCGCGAUGUCUAUGGAGGAUUGGUCGGGGCUUCCUCCUCCAGGUGCGAUCGACAAAACUAUCUACCAAAAUCUGGUAGAGAUGAUCCCGCUCAUGGAAUCUUUCAUGGAGCAAAAGGGCAGGAGAGGUUUUACUCGCCAUGCUUCGAUGGUCUACACUCCCGCUCCACCCAGAGACGCUUCUUCCGUCAAGAAGGUCUCUGAUAGUCCUCUCAAAUCAAAGAAGAACAAGCAACAGCCGGCGAAGGUCGAUUCCAAAGACGAAAUCUCGGCAAUUUGGGACGAACAGGAGAACAUCCUCCGUCGGGUCGACCAAGACGAGAGUGGCGUAGAGUACACCGAAUCACAAAACCUGAUCGAGAAACUCAACAGGGAGGAGCUCGUCCAGCUCCAGGCCCAGAUCGAUCUGCUGAAGAAGCAAGUCUGGGAGAAAGACAGCAUGUUGGAGACUGUUCGAUCGUUUGAAGCAGCCGAGGCCGCGAGGGAGGAAGAGCUUGUGGAGCUCAAGAAGAAGAUGGACGAAGUGCAAAAGAGCCUGCGGGACAGGGAGCGCUUCGCUCAGGCCGUGCAAAGCCAACUGACAGAGAAACACAAGGACCUUGUGAAUAUGGAGGCGAUGGUGGCGAGAAUGCAGCGAGAAGUCAUGCAAAAGAACGAUGCGGCCGCGAGAAUGCGAGAAGAGCUCAGCCAUCUCCAGGUCCAGUUCUCUGCCGCUCAGUUCCAGGCUCAGCUGCAAAACAUUCGCAUGGACUUCGACGACGAACCGGAGGCUGGUGUUGCCACAGAUCGAGACGAGGCUGAAAGAAUUAUUGCGGGACUCGUGCCUUCCGAAACCAUGCCCGGAAACGAUUCAAGGCAACUCGAGACGGCGAGAAGGAUGUAUUUGGGAGCAGUGAUCACGGCGAAGCAAAAGCCCGGUGCCGAAUCCAUAGCUCUUGCGGCCGCGCUGCGAAAAGAGCUGGAAGCUUUCUUGGCGCACCCGUAUCUCUGCGGUGGGGCUGGUGGCGACGGUGAAUCGCUUUGCUCGUUUCGGCACAAAGCAGUCGGAGCUUUGCCGCUAAUCUGAACUGAAGAUCACGAAAGCAAGGAAUCAGCAGGCAGAAGUAAAGAAAUUUAAUUUUUUUCCUUCGUAUGUUUUUUCUUUUGCCUUCCGAAGAUGACGACGAAGCUUUUGUA